Molecule: messenger RNA, 2307 nt
Organism: Amphibalanus amphitrite
Lineage: Eukaryota; Metazoa; Arthropoda; Thecostraca; Balanomorpha; Balanidae
Exons: 2
Coding region: 31-1965 (644 amino acids)
Molecular function (GO): nucleic acid binding
Source: RefSeq, a predicted model, not a curated record
CUGUGUGAGAAGUUGCAAUGUGGCCUGUACAUGGAUGAUGUGUGCACCUCCUUCUGCAGCAGAGCCGAAGCUGAGUCGAGCAUGUCGCGGGCGGAGGAGAUCUUCCGCGACGCAGGCAUGGAGUUGCACAAGCGGCGCAUCUCCGGUGACGCUGACAGCGAGGCCAACGUUCUGGGUCUUCUGUGGAACCCCGCCACGGACCUGCUCGCAGUGAGUGUGCCUGGCUUCCAUGUGGCCAAGACCAGGAGAGAGAUGCUGUCCCUGCUGAGUAAGCCGUUUGACCCGCUCGGUGUACUCUCUCCGUGGCUUGUUGUCGGCAGGUCUCUGUUCCAGAGAACGUGGGGAGUCGGAUGCACGGUCAGCUGGGAUGAGGAGCUGCCCCCACAGCUACAGGAGGAGCUAACAGAAUGGCUCACAGACGCACCAGACCGAACUGUAUGGUUCCCCCGCGCGCUGCUGACGAAUGACUGUGACGUCACCUACCAUGUCUUUUGUGAUGCCUCAAAGAAAGCGUAUUGUUGUGUCAUCUACGCUGUGCAGGGUGGGGAGUCCAGGCUGCUCAUGUCCAAAUCUCGUCUCGCGCCCCUGACUCCCGCCCUCAGCGUGCCCAGACUUGAACUGAUGGGCGCCCUCAUCGGCGCCAGGCUGAUGGACUUUGUCAGACAGGCGUUGAGUCUGGAGAGCCUACAAGUCGUCUAUUGGACCGACUCCAUGGACGUCAUCUUCUGGCUGAAGAGCAAGAAGAAGCUGAAGCUGUUCGUGCAGAACAGAGUGACCACCAUCCUCCAGUUGACUCAAGCGGAGCAAUGGCACCACGUAAGAGGACAAGACAACCAGGCCGACCUGGGGACGAGAGGUAUGUCCAUGACCGCUCUGGAGAAGUGUGAUCUGUGGUGGCGAGGACCGACAUUUCUCCGACAGGGACCUGAUACCAGGAUCUGCUGUGGACCGACAGACGAGGCCGACAGUCUGCAGCCGUCUCAGGAGGCCACCAGUGAAGUGAAGCUGCAGAAGCCCCCGUUGAAGCUGACCCUGCUGACGACGCGAAGUGACACAAGUGAGACCCUACCGUUUGACAUUACGUCAUGUUCUACCCUCACACAGGCUGUGCUGAGGCUCGCGUGGGUGUUCCGUUUCGUCACCAACAGCCGCCUACCGAGGGAGGAGCGCCGGACGGGUCCGCUGACGCCCGAGGAGAAGAGACUGAGCCUCCGCUUCUGGAUCAGAGAGGCACAGGCCCGUGCCUACAGAGAGGAGACCAACGCCGCCACCGCUGACGUGAUCCUGGCGCUGAGACGGUUCUGCGCCAUCCGAGGGACGCCAGCUCUGGUGUACAGCGACAACGCUCGGACGUUCCGGGCCUUGCUUGGCCACCUACCCCGGUCGGUAACGUGGAAGUUCAUCCCUGAGGCUGCCCCCUGGUGGGGAGGGUACUGGGAGCGUUUGGUGGGCGUGACAAAGAAGGCUCUUCGCAUCACCCUACAUCAGUGCCACCUGACGUUUGAGGAGUUGUCUGCCACGAUGUAUGAGCUCGCUUUUUUCAUAAACCUGCGCCCCCUCACCCAGGGCGAUGGUGAAGAUCUCCUUACCCCCGCCCACCUGCUUUUCGGCGUGACGAGCAUAGACGGUGUCUUGUGCCCAACAUUGAAAGAGUGUUCCAUCAGCAGGGCCUGGCGUCACCAGAAGCGGGUCUGCGACCAUCUGAUCCGGCGGUGGUGUGAUGAGUACCGCAACGCUCUCCGCUGCUGGAGCGUCUCGCCCCGUGGACGACCUAGCCGUACACCGCGCGUGGGAGACGUGGUGCUAGUCCACAGUGAGAGGCCGCGCGGCCGGUGGCCUGUGGCGCGAGUGACGCGGCUGCUGGCGGGACCGGACGGCCACGUGAGGGCCGCCGUCAUCAGCCUGCGCGGGCGGAGCACUCGCCGCCCUGUCAGCCGCCUGUUCCUGCUGGAGGCGGCGGACUGAGUCGGACUGAGUCGUACCGGUUCAGUGAUCGGGACGAGUUACGUCGCCGCGAACUAUCGCAGAGUGCUGUGCCUUUUGUCGUAUUCAUCGUUAAGUUUGUUUUUCGAAAUCGGUCGUGCGCUCGAUUUCGAGUGGGGAGUGUGUUGUGAUUAGUAGCCUCUUACCUUUUUUACCUUCACCCGUGACCCGUGUUGAUGUACCCUACCUUUCCUCACCCAGUAAAACUUUCCUCUAUUUGCCCGCCCCUGUCCUGAAUCCAUCACUUUUUGUUAGUGAUGUAAUGCUUCCAUUUUUCACCGAGCCGAUUUCGUUUUGUUUUUAUCCUUUCUAGUCAGUCUGGAU